GUGCCCAGCAAGGAUGGCGCGCGACCGUGCUCGUGCGCAAGUCACCUGCAUCGCAACCGCCACCCUACUCCUCGCGCAAGCUGUGUUGUCCCAACGACACCCGAUCAAGGAGGCUCUCCUGCUGCACAACGAUGCGUUCAGUAACGCCACCUUCGAGGACUGUGUGUGGAGACGGGAUAAGGAGAUUUGUCCCGAUCCGGAUGUGAACCUACAUCUGUAUACUGAAGCAGACCCUGUUAAGAAUAUUGUAGACCUAAGCAGCCAAGACUGGUUGCGACAGAGCAGCUGGGACCCAGCUCAUGAAAACAUUCUCCUGAUACAUGGCUACGCCGGGGGUGACGAUACGUUGCCGAUUGUCGUGCUUAGAGAUGCGUACCUGCGUCGUGGUGGCUACAACGUGUUCAUGUUAGACUGGGGUGCUCUGUGCCAGCCUCCGUGUUAUGUGGCAGCGGUUCACAACCUGCGCCCUGUGGCUCGGUGUGUCGCUGAAGCGUUGUCUACACUCCGCCGCGCCGGCCUUAGGACUGACAACCUCACCUGUGUGGGACACUCCCUGGGAGCACAUCUUUGUGGCAUCAUCGCUAACUAUUUGACGUUCAGACUUAACAGGAUUAUCGGCCUGGAUCCGGCCCGACCUCUGAUCCGCUCAGCCCCAGCUCUGCGUUUGGAUCCGGGCGAUGCUCGUGCGGUACACGUGCUGCAUACGAACGCAGGCCGCUAUGGAGAGGGCGCUCGACUUGGACAUGCAGACUUCUGUCUCAACGGUGGAAGGAGUCAACCUUAUUGCGAAGAUACACCGAACGAGGCGCUUUGCAGUCACAUCUGGUCGAUCUGUUACCAAGCGGAGAGUUUGUUCCGAUCCCGAGAUGCGGCUCCAUGUGGCAGGAGGUGUUCCGUGCGGGUGCCGCCCUCCAGGGCUUCGGCACUACCUGUGCCUAUAGGACAACCGGCACCUAUGAGCGCCUCAGGUGCAUACUGCCUAGAAGACUUCGCGACGCCAUUUUGUCCGUACACCUCAGGGUUGAAGGAAGGUGACACGCGCUGUUGUCUGGAUGAGUUGUACGCUGCCGCUGCGACUGCUGACCCGCCGCGUAAGAGACCACGGCCUGUCAGGCUGCGCGGCCCGCGGUAUAGGCAUAAUGACAACGAUAGCGAGUAUUAUACUGUAGUUUAAGCUAAUUGGGUAAGUAGGUGUUAGGGG
Messenger RNA from Spodoptera littoralis (African cotton leafworm), 1201 nucleotides. Lineage: Eukaryota; Metazoa; Arthropoda; Insecta; Lepidoptera; Noctuidae. The record is from the annotation of a GenBank genome assembly.